AUGGUAAAAAAAGAGUCGAUAUUAAGCAUUAAUAACCCUAAUUCCACCGGCGAAAUUCACGGCAUCGGAUGCCCUCAUCGUCCCUGCGGAUUUGGGGCUUUAGAUCCUACCCUCAAUCCCAAAGCACACCCGCCCGAUCGGAGCUCGGAGGAGUUCCCAGUGCUCAAAAAUGCGGCCCCUUUGUUAGUCAACGUAAGAUACUCGAAGAGGCGCCGCUCGCUAUCCCCAGAGGACCUGCCACAGUCGACAACCCACCAAGCUCAACAGCUAGAUUCAGGUGCUACCGAUGGGAAAGAACAACCACAGCCGAAGUCCUGGCGAGAUCUAAUGAAGGAGGACCGGCCCCAUGUCGUGUUAUCGGAAGCUGCUGAUAAGGGGGACGGGCAAGAUGAUGAUGAUGUAAUAGUUGAAUAUGGUCCAGACGGGCCGAAUUUGAAGUUCAAGGACUCUUUCUACGAAGCCUGUGUAAAUUCUUGGAGGAAUGUCGUUAUUAUCAAGCAACUGGGAGCACAGGAGGAGGUUACGGGUAUGGAAGACAUCCAAAUGAGAAAGGAGGAGCGAGGAGAAGGCGAUAUUAUCUUCAAGGCUGAUAAGGGAAAAGGAACAACUGGGUCGAAAUUAAAGGGGUGGACUAUGAAAACUAAGGGAGGCACUAAAGGAGAUAGCAAGGGGGUUGAGGGUGCACAAAUUCAGUCUGACAGCUUGGCGGCCAAUGACGACUCAUUGAAUUUUCUUGGUUCCCAGGGACAAACAGUGGUUAGGGCAGAAACGGCUUUAGACCCAUCAAAUCAUAGAGCCGUUCAUGUGCUAGACAACCCCACCUUCAAUAACAAUAAUGCAUCGGGCCCGGAAGGAUUUGAGGACCAGGUAAACAUUGAUAUGGUGCUGAAUAAUUCGCCGACGGAUGCUCAGGAAGUCAUCUCGACGUCGAGUCUGAAGGAUCAGGCUAAUGAGAUCUCGCCAUGUAUUAUGGAGGCAAAACUAGAUGACAGU
Striga asiatica is the source of this 993-nucleotide messenger RNA. The record is from the annotation of a GenBank genome assembly. NCBI's taxonomy places the organism in Eukaryota, Viridiplantae, Streptophyta, Magnoliopsida, Lamiales, Orobanchaceae.